Messenger RNA from Apaloderma vittatum (bar-tailed trogon), 1147 nucleotides. RefSeq names its product mitochondrial ribosomal protein S27 (gene MRPS27). The transcript has 7 exons. NCBI's taxonomy places the organism in Eukaryota, Metazoa, Chordata, Aves, Trogoniformes, Trogonidae. Gene Ontology annotation, cellular component: mitochondrion. The annotation marks the transcript as partial. The record is from RefSeq and is a predicted model, not a curated record. Gene Ontology annotation, molecular function: protein binding.
AGUCCUAUUGUCACCUGGACCAUUUGUCAUUCUUUAGGUUUCGGCAUAGUCCAAAUUGCUGGUACUUGAGGGACUGGACCAUCCACAGCUGGAUCAGACAGUGCUUAAAGUAUGGUGCACAAGACAAAGCCUUAUACACGUUAAAAAACAAGGUUCAGUAUGGAAUUUUCCCAGAUAAUUUUACAUUCAAUAUUUUAUUGGAUUGUUUUAUAAAACAGAACAAUUAUGAAGAUGCUACGUCUAUAGUAACAGAGAUCAUGCUGCAAGAAAGUUUUGAUGAAUUGUCAACUCAGCUUCUUUCUCUCUAUACUCUAUACCAGUACCUGGCAACUAAGUCUGAAUAUACGUGGGAAGAGGAGAGAAAUCUCGGAGCAUCACUAGUGCUUACGGGUCUAAAGCAAACAAGCACUGUGGGGUUUAGCUCCCAGCUGUAUGGCUAUGCACUCCUUGGGAAGGUGGAGUUGAAUAAAGGGCUAAGAGCUGUAUACAAUCUAAUGCCGCUGAUGUGGACACCUGGAUACUUGAACAGAGCCUUGCAAGUGAUGGAGAACGUGGCUUCAUCGUCAGGGGACAGCAAAAUCUGCAAAGAAGCUAUUGUUGCUCUGGAGACCAUUUUGAAGUCUAUCCUUGAAGCAAAACCUGGUCCAGAAUCAGCAGAAGAAGUCAAGGAAUUAGAGCAGAAAUCACAGUGUGCAGAGUCAGAAGAAACAGAGCAGUCUAAAGUGCCCGAGUACUACAGCCAAUACAAGGAGCUGUACUCUAAGCUGCAUUCUCUUGGCAAGGUUGAGUCUGAAAGCCUGUUAACCCUGACCACCCAACUUGUCAAGGAAAAGCUGCCAGCGUGUGAAGUGGAAGACAUUGCGAAAUAUGAGCAGAAGCUAAAGGAGUGGGAGCAAGAACAAGCACUUCUUAUUGAAAGAGAAAAGGAGUUGCGAGAAAAGGCUAAGCAGGAAAUGGAAGCAAGGAAGCUAGCUGAAGCAUCUGCUUAGUACUACUGGAACUCAAAGACUACCGUAGCGGUAUGCAUUCCUCUCAGUGAACUGAAGUGUUCAGCAUUAUUAACGUUUCACUUCAAUCCUUCUGCAAAUGUGACUGUAUGUGACUGCUCCAUGCAAUAAAACUUUUCACAUUUUUCCUGUUUCCUGAA